CCACUUUAUCCUUGACUCGACCUGCCAAAACACAUGUCGUCAGCCAGAACUCCCUUCACUGACACAUCCUCACAACCUACCCUCGAUAUCGGGCGCUGAUUGCGAAACGAACAAAGGGGCGGACCUGUUCCUUUUGUCUGGUGUUCGUAUCUCAUCUCCUGCUCGGCAUAUAUUUCCCACCAAGCUCGGCUCAGCAGCACAUCUCGCCCUUGUGUCACAGCACCACACGAACAGUUGCGUUGUCGCAAUCUGCCCGACCCACGGUCACCACAUUUGUCUCUGAAGAGCUUGCUCCACCACGACACCACCGGUCCGCGAGCCGUCAACUAUCAUUCCAGCAUGCCCGACAUUGAGCUAGGCGAGUCGAUCCCGCCAAACACGGCUCACGCGGUUAGCGUAUCGCUCCCAACAUGGCGCUCAAACGUGGGCUACGAAGAGGGGGAGAAGUGGGUGGUUGACAGCAUGACGACUGGCUACCCGCGCUUCUUUGUCCACAAGGCCAUCGAUGCUCUUGCUGACGACAUUGUUGCAAAACACGGCGCACCUGGCCAGCAACAAGCCCUGCGCGCCAUGUUAUUCCCGACGCCCAAGACCGCUCGUCGCUGUCUCGACUUUAUGAGAACGCGGCCCGAGGCCGGGUCUGCUGUAGACGAAGUGCGCAUUGUCGAUCUUGUGCUUGACCCGAUGAGCCCGGCUCCAGAUGCCGUUCGUGCCUUGAAGCCAGCCAUGUCGGCUGUCAUCUGUCCCACAGCUCUAUAUCCUGUGGCGAAGCAGUAUUGGCAACAUUCUGGUGACGGGACAUCUAGCCGGAGAGCCGAGUUUUGCCACAGGCUAUUCAAGGAAGAUCUACUCGUCCCAGCGCAGACCUCGCCGAGACUCCCACAACAACCACAAAAGGUCAGCCGCGGGCCAAGGAGAUAUCAGCGUGCCUCCGUGGACGAGUCUCUUGCCAAGAUGGCGGCGGCGGCGAAUGGUCAUCCUCAAAAUGGUCAUCCCAGCGCCAUGACCGACAGCGGCUCCGCUGACGAGACGGAGGCUUUCGAGAGCUCACGCUUCCUUGAGGAGAGGUAUGGGCGGAAUCUCGCACUCUCGCUCGUCGAAAAUGCAAAAUCGGCAAUCAGACGCCGUAUUGCAGGCGUUUUGACGACAGAGAUUGAUCUCAACUCGGCUUUACCCACCAUGGACUCCAACGCGAGGGGCUUGACCAACCUCCGGGAAGACGACAUCUAUCUUGUUCCAUGUGGCAUGAACGCCAUAUUUACGACGCAUCAGACCCUGCUGAAAGCCCGCGGGUCUCUGAAGAGCGUCAAUUUCGGCUUCCCCUACGUUGAUACGCUCAAAAUCCUGGAGAAGUUUGGACCUGGUGCCAUCUUCUAUGGGCGUGGCUCCGAAGCUGAUCUCGAUGAGUUCGAGAGUCGGCUCAAGAGGGGUGAGAAGUUCCUGGGCUUUUUCUGCGAAUUCCCGGGAAAUCCUCUCCUCACCUGUCCCGAUUUGGUCCGCGUGCGCAGGCUGGCAGACGCGUAUGACUUCGCCGUAGUGGUAGACGAGACUGUCGGUACUUUUGUCAACAUCAACGUCCUCCCUUUCGCCGAUAUUGUGGUCAGCAGUCUUACCAAGAUCUUCUCGGGAGACUGCAAUGUCAUGGGUGGUAGCUUGGUACUCAACCCAAAUGGGCGAUACUACGACGCACUCAAGAGCGUUCUUUCCAGCGAUUUCGAGGACAACUACUGGGCGGAGGACGUCAUCUUCAUGGAACGAAACAGCCGCGACUUCCGCUCCCGCAUUGACAGAGUCAAUGAGAAUGCGGACACCAUCUGCCAGGUCCUUCGUGCCCACCCACUUGUCAGAGAUGUCUAUUACCCCAAGUAUAAUGCGGACGGCAAGGUCAAUUACGAUGCAGUCAAGACACCCCAUGGAGGCUACGGAGGGCUGCUCUCGUGUACACUGCAGACUACUGCUCAGGCUGUAGCAUUUUAUGAUGCCCUGGACACAGCAAAGGGACCUUCACUUGGCACAAACUUCACCCUUACGUCUCCGUAUGUGCUUCUGGCUCACUACAACGAGUUAGACUGGGCUGCCACUUUUGGUGUGGACCCGGAUUUAAUACGCAUCAGCGUUGGACUUGAGGACAACCUCGCGGAUACGUUCGCGGCCGCACUGAGGGCUGCUGAGGCAGUUUAAACACCUCCCUCUAUGAAAUACCCGCGAUUCAGCUAUCGCUAGUGACGAGACAGCAAGGCUCUACCAUUCUCACGAGCAGGCGUACUUCCGCUGCCGCAGUGCACAUUGCACGACUUGGGGAAGAUUGUACGUACCAAUUCCAUGAAACUCGCCUCCCGUUUACUAGAGCGAUCUCUCUGGGCAAGGCGUAUACAUCAUCAUGGCCAAUCAACUUCGGAAUGAUGACCCAAAGGUUCGAGGCGAUGGAUGAAUCAUAAUGAACCAUUUUAAAUACAAAACUUCCCUGCAAGCUCUGCAGCCGCCUUGCACAUAUUUAAUACCCCC
Molecule: messenger RNA, 2505 nt
Organism: Microdochium trichocladiopsis
Lineage: Eukaryota; Fungi; Ascomycota; Sordariomycetes; Xylariales; Microdochiaceae
Product: pyridoxal phosphate-dependent transferase
Exons: 1
Coding region: 340-2181 (613 amino acids)
Biological process (GO): transsulfuration
Molecular function (GO): cystathionine gamma-synthase activity; pyridoxal phosphate binding
Source: RefSeq, a predicted model, not a curated record